This is a messenger RNA of Mesorhabditis spiculigera, 2121 nucleotides long. The record is from the annotation of a GenBank genome assembly. Lineage: Eukaryota; Metazoa; Nematoda; Chromadorea; Rhabditida; Rhabditidae.
AUGGCCGCUGAAAAAGAUGAAGCCGAAGUCCUUGCCGAACAGCCAAAGGAAGAGCCCGAAAAGCACGAGGCGAAGAAACGAGAUCAUCGCGAGAUUGAAAAGUCACCUUCCCCGGCAGCAAAACGAGCAAAGAAAGAGGACAAGGAGAAUGGGAAAGGCGAUGAAAGCGUGAAGAAAGAGGAGGCGACGCGCAAGAAAGAAAAGACUGAUGAAAAGUCGAAGGAUGUAAGAAAAGAUAAGGAAAAAGAAAGAGAAAAAGAAAAGGACCGCCACCAUCGUGAAAAGGAUACGAGGGAUGAACGCAAGGAUCGCGACAGAGAUCGCGAGCGAGACCGUCGGAGAAGUGAUGAUAAGGACAAGGAUCGGCGGAGAGACAGCAGGAAGGAAGAUGACCGGAAGCGACGCGAUAAAGAUCGGAAAGAUGAUAAAGGGCGUAGAAAGUCUACGAAGAAGGAGGAAGAGCCAGCGGCACCGGUGAAGAAGGCUCCGACGGCACGCGACUUGGAGCGUCUGCGGCAGUAUGAAGAAGAAAUGGCGAAGGAAGAGGAUAACAAAGAUGAGGAGGGCCGUCCGGUUUGGUCGCUGACCAGGGCCCAGGCCGAGACGAGCAGCCGGCAGUGUCCUUAUUUGGAUACGAUUGACCGAAACAUGCUUGACUUCGACUUCGAAAAGCUGUGUUCCGUCUCCCUGUCUCAUCUCAACGUCUACGCCUGCAUGGUUUGCGGAAAAUACUUCCAGGGGCGCGGUACCAGCACAUAUGCCUACACUCACUCGUUGGACACGGACCACCGCAUUUUCCUCAAUCUGCAGACCCUCAAGUUCUACUGCCUACCUGACAUGUACGAGGUCAUCGACCCGUCGCUCGAGGAUAUUAAGUACGUCUUGAAGCCCACUUUCACCGACAAGCUCAUCAACGCGUUGGAUGGUUGGCAACGUCCUGCACGCGCCUACGACAAUACGACGUAUUUCCCGGGUGUCGUUGGGCUGAACAACAUCAAGGCAAACGAUUAUGAGAAUGUGAUCUUGCACGCGCUCUCCCAUGUUACCCCCUUGCGCAACUACUUUCUGAAGGAGGAGAACUACUCGCAGAUCAAGCGGCCACCGGGUGACAAGCUGGCGUUGCUAUCGCAAAGAUUCGGUGAACUCGUACGCAAGCUAUGGAACACGAAGGCUUUCAAGGCCCACGUUUCCCCGCACGAAAUGUUGCAAGCGAUCGUCGUCACAUCACAGAAGCGCUUCCAGUUCACCAAGCAAGGCGACGCGGCCGACUUUAUGAGCUUUUUCCUCAACACCCUUCAUCUCUCGUUGAACGGAACGCAGAAGAAUUCGUCGAGUAUUAUUUACAAAACGUUCCGCGGAAAAAUGCGCCAGUACACCCGAAAAGUGCUUCCGGUCGACGCCAGCUCGGAGAUGAUUGCGAAUGUGACAAAUUCUGAUGAAUACAAUGAAACGGCCAAAGAGACGCCAUUCCUUUUCCUGUCUCUCGAUUUGCCGCCGCCACCCCUUUACGUGGACGCGGUGCUUCAGAAUAUCAUCCCACAAGUCCCACUGCAGCAGCUGCUCGCCAAGUUCAACGGUGCUACCGAGAAGGAAUACAAAACGUACAAGGACAACUUUAUCAAGCGCUUCGAAAUCCUCGAGCUGCCCAACUACCUGAUCAUCGUCUACCAGCGCUUCAAGAAGAACCAGUUUUUCGUCGAAAAGAACCCGACGAUUGUCAACUUUCCGAUCAGUAACAUUGACCUCUACGAUGCGCUUGCCGACGAGGCGAAGCCCAAGCACAAGUACACCACCUACGAUCUGGUGGCCAACAUUGUGCACGACGGGAAACCGUCGGAGGGGCGUAAUCGUGUCCAAAUUCAUCACAAGGGUACCGGUAAAUGGUUCGAGAUGGAAGACCUGCACGUCAAGGACAUUCUGCCGCAGAUGAUCACGCUGGCCGAGUCGUAUAUUCAGAUCUGGAAGCUCAACCGAACCAAGACCCGUGAAGAGCGUAUGGGAGAGGAUGAGAAUUCUGAUGAAGAUGACAUCAAGGCCGAUCUCAUCGCCGCCCUAAGACAACAACAGCAGGUAUCUGGCCCCCAGCUGCCCGAGGUGAAGACCGAGUCGAUGGACACGAGC